AUGUCACUACAGGAACAAAGAAGCAACAACCGACAGAGACCUCGGCACUCUUCCGAUGAUGACAAUGCUAACCUCACACAAGCAAAGAGAGAGAAAUCAUUCACUUGUGGUCUUUGUGCAAAGAGCUUUAUCACAAGGAGGCAGCUCGGGAGACACCAAUGCUUCCACAAUAAGAAAAGAUGCUUCUCUUGUGGUGAAUGUGGAAAGGCUUUUACUACAAAGAGUAACUUGACGAGGCAUAAGCUCAUCCACACUGGGGUUAAACCAUUCAGCUGUGACCAGUGUGGAAAGUCUUUUACUUCGCAAAGCGUCUUAAAAUCACACCAACUCAUCCAUGCAGGAAUUAAACCAUUCAUCUGUGAUGAGUGUGGAAAGUGUUUUACUCACCAAAAGAACUUAAAAUCACAUCAACUUAUCCAUGCUGGAGUUAAACCAUUCAUCUGUGGUGAAUGUGGAAAGGCUUUUACUGAAAAGAGUAACUUGACGAGGCAUAAGCUCAUCCACACUGGGGUUAAACCAUUCAGCUGUGACCAGUGUGGAAAGUCUUUUACUUUGCAAAGUGUCUUAAAAUCACACCAACUUAUUCAUGCUGGAGUUAAACCAUUCAUCUGUGAUGAGUGUGGAAAGUGUUUUACUCGGCAAAGUGACUUAAAAUCACACCAAAUCAUCCAUGCUGGAGUUAAACCAUUCAUCUGUGGUGAAUGUGGAAAGGCUUUCACUGAAAAGAGUCAUUUGACAAGGCAUAAUCUCAUCCACACUGGGGUUAAACCAUUCAUCUGUGGGGAGUGCAGGAAGUCUUAUACUUCGCCAAGUAACCCACAGUGA
Messenger RNA from Neolamprologus brichardi, 825 nucleotides. The record is from RefSeq and is a predicted model, not a curated record. Lineage: Eukaryota; Metazoa; Chordata; Actinopteri; Cichliformes; Cichlidae.